AGGUAAAUUGCCCUUCUCAGGCAAAGGUGUAAGAGGGCUUUUUGAAUUCGGACCCCGCGUGUGUUGGUGUGAGAGCUCGUAUUGUAACAGUCCGAUAGGGUCAAUUACAAAUACUAAGGCCUGGGCAUAUUACCUAGGAGGUGGAUGAAAAUUAACUAGCUUUGUAAUCCUUCAGGUGAUUCUUACCUGGUUUGUACCUGUCCUGUACAUCUGUUGCUGUGAAGUUAUAUUGCACGGAGUAGUUCAAAUAUUUGUAUGGAAUAUCUAGUCAUAGGAAUAGUGUUUUCGACAAAAAGUGUGGAUUUAUUCAUUCAUUGCUUAGAGAAGCGAAGUAGACUAGAUAAUGGAAACGAAUGAACUAAUAGCCAUUGUCGGUGGUUCCUUAGCGGGACUGGUGGUCAUCUUGAUUGUGUUGGCGGUCAUAAUCUACUGUGCAUGUGGAAAAAGAAAAAGACGCGAUGACAAACACAGACGCCUUACUCAUAACCAGAGCCAAGAUACAAGUCUCGGCAAAAGCAGCAAGUAUGGCAACGGGAUUGACCCGCGAAUGGAGCAUCCCCCCUCUUUGCCAAAAGUUGGGAGUAAUGGUCUGUGGAUGGGAGCAAACCCCGCUAUGUAUGCCCCCGGAAAACCCUACUACAACGACAAUCGAAGGCCUCAGAACUCCAUGAUGAGGGCCACAUCGGAGGAUAGACUCUCUCCACGUUACAAUCGACAGCUGCACAGAUUGAACAAUAAGGACCGAGAAAUCCGAAGUGGUUCGCUACAAAGAUACCCGUAUUAUCAUGACAGCUACAAAUUUUAUUAUCCCUACAUGGUCUACCAGGGGAAUCCCCACAUCUAUCACAGUCAGCAGGUGCCCUCGACCUAUGAAGCCUUCGGCCGCCUCCCCCGCAGCAAUAGCUACAUGGAGCUGUACCCCUCGUCACCUUACGCCGGCUACCCGUCCAGUGGAUAUGGAGGCGUUCGAGACUUUUAUCCGCUGAGGACGUUUCAUUCGCGAGCAGUUUUGGUGGAGUAUCCGGACGAUUCUGACCACGUAUACGAUCCAUAUCGGGACGUUUUUGACGACAGAAAACGUGGUGGCAAAAAGGUCCAGAGAACACACAGCGAUUUAACGGGAACAAAGCGCAAAAAGAGGGAACGGAAAUACGAUUCUCCGUACGAUUUGGAAAGUCGCCCCUCCAAUAGGGAUAAAAAGGAAGGAAGCGACCAUCGCCAAAAAGGAUCUGUCGACGGUCGUCUGCCGCGAACAACUUCCGCGGAGAUUCACGAAAAACAUCAGUCACGUGAUCAUAAACAUCGUGAGAUGCGGCAGAGCAUGAAUGGUGUCCGAAACGAUAAUAAUAAGGAGACCAAAACGGAAGUGAGCGAACAAGAGUUAUCGCAGACAGACAGUGCUAAGUUGAGAGCGAUGCAAGAUAAAAGCAAGGACCACGUGGAUGGUAAACCCGUAUCGACUCAGUGGAAUAACAAUAAGGAGGACUUGAAGCUAAACUUGCCCAAAGACAGUGACGAAGAAGAGGUGGUGGUGAAACAUUACGAGUACAAUGGACAUAUUAGGAGGGACAAUUCUAGUGACAGGAGGGAUUACCCGGGCGGUAAGGUGAACGGUAGCACCUUUGUUAGUGUGACUGUCAGGCCGGAAAUGCACGACAGGAACGGUUACGACAAUCCAGUGUUCAGUGAGGAAGAACCGGUCUCUUCUAGGGUGUCAGGCAAAGGGAGAGCUAGAAGCGACAGCAACACUGAUGGUAAACAAGUUUCAGCAGCUUUCGACUUUCUAAACAACUACCUGUCAGAUGAUGAAGGCACGGAGUACCUGGGAAGUCGCUCUCACUCACCUGUACCUCUAUAACACAGAAUUUGUAAGUAAAGAGUUUUAAAAAAAUGCGCAGAUUGACUUGAAACCUAACCUGUGAACGUGAUCUCUGCAGAAGGAACUAAAAAUCACAAACCGCAAAACAUUGUGAAAAAGGAUAUAUACAGCAAUGUGCCAAAUGCAGUGGUGUGGAUUUGUUUACCUAUUUUACAAUGGCGACACAAAAAGAGAGAUAUUUUCUACAAAGUCAUGAUAUAGAUCAGAUCUUGUUUAGGAUUACAAGCACUCAAUUAUAUUACAAUUUUUGCCAUAAGACAACUUAAUUUUCCUUUUUAGCUUUUUUUUUAUACUCUUUUCAAUACAGUUAAAUGUUCAUGCGAUUAAAAUAUGAAGUAAGGAUGAGAUUUAUGAAGUUUAAUAUAAUUUUUGGGGUUGUUGUUUCGACUUCGGUUUUGUAAGUACAUUGUAUUAGUAUGUUGUUUCGGAUGAUGAGAAAAUAGCUUCCAGUUGUCGUCAAGUAAUACUCAAACUGACACAAAUCAAAAAUAAAAUGUGUUAUAUUCAUCUUGAUCAAAUGCUUUUU
Magallana angulata is the source of this 2405-nucleotide messenger RNA. RefSeq lists its product as uncharacterized. The record is from RefSeq and is a predicted model, not a curated record. The coding region runs from base 344 to 1858 and encodes 504 amino acids. The transcript is spliced from 9 exons. NCBI's taxonomy places the organism in Eukaryota, Metazoa, Mollusca, Bivalvia, Ostreida, Ostreidae.